AUGAUCAACUCCUCCCCAGCCGAGUAUGCCUUCAUACGCGUCUGCAUCUUCGGCCUGCAAUCAAUUGGACCUCUGGGUGUGGUAUAUGCCUGUCUGCAAUGGAUGAUACCAGCACUAUCUAUCGUCCCUCUCCCGAUCAAGAUCUGGCUAUGGACUGAAGCGAUUUGGUAUUGCGUCUCGAUCAUCUGGCUCCACAAUUUCCUGCAAACGCCAGCGAUACAUCCUGAAUUGCGCAGCAAAAGCGAAAGGCAGGCGCUCUUCAAUCGAGUGAUCGCAAACAUAGAUCCGGAGGCUGUGGAGAACAACAUACGGUAUUGGUUCAAGGGUGCACUAUUUGAGGAUAUUGGCAGAGAUGGAGUGAAGAGUUGGCUUGCUUGGGCUUUCUUCGAAGGCAGGAUUGAGAAGGAUGGGAAGAAUGAUGGCGAAUUAGAGGGAUAUGCUUCAGAGCUGGAACAGCUGCUCGGGAAGUCAUUCGCAUUAGGAAACGGCAGAGCUGGACCAUUACGCCUGACACUUGAUCGCAUCGAUAUGUCCCAUCGGAGCUUGCUCUGGUACUUUAUGGUCGGCUUCGUGGACUUCCUUGCCUACGUGCGCCUGAGCAUCAACGGGUAUCAUUUCCAUCGACAGUCGUACAGCAGCUUCUUUGAACUGUUCCCACUACGACCUAUUGCCCUGACUGCUACCAAGCGAUCGCCAGCGAAGCACAUUACCUACUGGCAUAGGCCUCACACCUCGAAGACACGCUUGCCUAUGGUGUUCAUUCACGGAAUUGGGAUCGGAUUAUACCCAUACGUCAACUUCUUCAAGGAUCUCAACGAGCACGUCGACGAUUGCAAACCCGACGACGAUGGUCAAGUCGGUGUCAUCGCAGUCGAGAUUAUGGCGAUCAGCUUUCGCCUAACGCACCAGAUCAUGGGAAAGGAUGAGAUGUGCCGAGAACUGCUCAAGAUUCUCGAUUUCCAUGGAUUUGAAAAAUUUGUGUUGGUCUCACACAGCUAUGGCAGUGUGCUGACUACGCAUAUCUUGCGCAAUGAGCUCCUGCAGCCGAGGGUUGAUUCAGUCUUGCUUAUCGAUCCUGUGACCUUUCUGCUGCAUACACCUGACGUGGCUUACAACUUCACCGUACGGCAGCCCAAGGCAGCGAACGAGUGGCAGUUGUGGUACUUUGCUAGUCAGGAUCCGGGCGUUGCACAUACAUUGGGCAGGCACUUCUUUUGGACUGAUAAUGUGCUGUGGUUGGAGGAUCUCUUACCCCUAGUCAGUAAAGGCAUGCGAGUCACUGUCAGUGUCGCCGGCAGAGACUUGAUCGUUGAUACCGAGGUCGUUGGAAAGUAUCUUUCGCGAGCAGUGCAGUCUCGUAAAUCAGGCGAUCCAGCAUUGGUCAAGGGCCCACCAGAAUAUGUGUCGCUAUCGGCCAGCGACUGGAAGCAGUCGCGAUGGCAAGGCCAAGGUCUAGAAGUGAUCUGGUUCGAAGACACGGAUCAUGCGCAAGUCUUCGAUACCAAGGAGAAGAGGACGAAGCUUGUGAAGGUAGUAAGGGCAUAUUGUAACUCAGGUUCAUACCCACGAUCUGGACGCGCCAAGUGA
Messenger RNA from Fulvia fulva, 1587 nucleotides. RefSeq lists its product as uncharacterized. The record is from RefSeq and is a predicted model, not a curated record. The transcript is spliced from 4 exons. NCBI's taxonomy places the organism in Eukaryota, Fungi, Ascomycota, Dothideomycetes, Mycosphaerellales, Mycosphaerellaceae. The coding region runs from base 1 to 1587 and encodes 528 amino acids.